Molecule: messenger RNA, 4404 nt
Organism: Fusarium coffeatum
Lineage: Eukaryota; Fungi; Ascomycota; Sordariomycetes; Hypocreales; Nectriaceae
Exons: 3
Coding region: 1-4404 (1467 amino acids)
Biological process (GO): transmembrane transport
Cellular component (GO): membrane
Molecular function (GO): ATP binding; ATP hydrolysis activity; ABC-type transporter activity
Source: RefSeq, a predicted model, not a curated record
AUGGCCGAGGCAAACAUGAGCGUACGCUCAAACCACAGCAGCCACGACACAAUAGUCAACGACCAAACCGAGAAGAAAACCACUGAAUCUCCCGAAUCUUCAUCCGAAAAUGAAGAAACAACUCGUCGUCACUCUAUAGUCCGCGACUUAGCCCGCCAAUACACAAACACAUCCCAGCACAACGCCGACCUCUUCAACGCCUCAUCCGCCACAUCCCCUCUGAACCCACACUCCGAAAACUUCAACGCGCGAGCAUGGGCAAAGGCAGUCUCCAAUACCAUGCGCGAGAAUGGUUCUGGCUUUCGUCAGUCCGGUAUUUGUUUCCAGGACAUGAACGUCUUUGGAUACGGCGCUGAGACAGACUACCAAAAGGAUGUUGGAAACGUCUGGUUAGGUCUUCCGAGUAUGGCGCGCGAUAUACUCAAGCCUAAUGCUGGAAAGAGAAGGAUUGAUAUCCUGAGCGGUUUCGACGGUGUUAUCAACGCGGGUGAAAUGUGUGUUGUCCUAGGUCCGCCAGGAUCAGGAUGUUCCACCUUCCUCAAAUCAGUUUCGGGAGAAACGAACGGUAUCUACGUGGAUGAUAGCACGUACUUCAACUACAACGGCAUAACAGCACACGAAAUGCACAAAUACCACAAGGGCGAAACAAUCUACACCGCAGAAGUAGACGUUCACUUCCCCAUGCUUUCCGUUGGCGACACCCUCACUUUCGCCGCCCGCGCACGUUGUCCUCAGAAUUUACCACCAGGUAUCAAGCAUAACGAGUACAGCGAUCACAUGCGCGACGUGGUAAUGGCCAUGUACGGUAUUUCCCACACGGUUAAUACCCAAGUUGGCGAUAACUACAUCCGCGGCGUGUCAGGCGGAGAACGAAAGCGUGUUACAAUCGCUGAAGCGACUCUCUCAAACGCCCCGUUCCAAUGCUGGGAUAAUUCAACGCGUGGUUUGGAUUCUGCGAAUGCGAUUGAGUUUUGUAAGACGUUGCGUCUUCAAUCUGAGUUGUUCGGUCAAACUUGUGCUGUGUCGAUUUAUCAAGCUCCCCAGACAGCAUACGAUCUCUUCGACAAGGCACUCGUUAUUUACGAAGGUCGUCAGAUUUUCUUUGGACCAGCUGACGAAGCGAAAGCUUAUUUCAUCAAUCUUGGCUUCGAAUGUCCCGAUCGUCAAACUACUCCUGACUUCCUCACUUCAAUGACCGCACCAGCUGAACGAGUCGUUCGUCCAGGCUUUGAGAACAAAGUCCCGCGUACACCCGACGAAUUUGCUGCUCGAUGGAAGGAGUCUCGAGAAUAUCAGAUUGUCCAAAAUGAGAUCGAGUCUUACAAGGCUUUGUAUCCUCUCAAUGGAUCUUCUGCUGAUGCCUUCCGUGAGAACAAGAAAUCUGCUCAAGCCAAGGGUCAACGACUCAAGUCCCCGUUUACCUUGUCGUACAUGCAACAAGUAAACCUCUGUCUGUGGCGCGGCUGGAAACGACUCAAGGGUUCGCCGGGCGUGACGAUCUUUGCACUGAUAGCAAAUACAUGCACAGCUCUCAUCGCCUCAUCGCUCUUCUACAACAUGCAGCCCACGACGGGCGACUUCUUCAAACGCGGCGCCGUUCUCUUCCUUGCAGUUCUAUCCAACGCUUUUGCUUCCGCCCUGGAAAUUCUCACCCAGUACGCUCAACGACCUAUCGUUGAGAAACAUGCUCGGUAUGCUUUCUACCAUGCUAGUGCUGAGAGCUUUGCUUCUAUUCUGGUGGAUAUGCCUUAUAAGAUUAGUAACAGUAUUUUGUUCAACGUCACUCUUUAUUUCAUGACGAACUUGAACAGAGAUGCUGGGGCUUUCUUUUUCUAUCUUCUUGUUUCGUUCAUUAUGGUUUUGGCUAUGUCUGGUAUUUUCAGAUCCAUUGCCUCGCUCUCUCGAACCCUCUCGCAAGCAAUGGUUCCCGCGUCUCUGCUCAUCCUCGCCCUGGUCAUCUUCGCCGGCUUCGUUGUUCCAGUUGACUACAUGCUCGGCUGGUGUCGCUGGAUCAACUAUCUCGACCCUGUAGCCUACGCCUUCGAGUCCCUCAUGGUCAACGAAUUCUCCGGUCGCAACUUUACUUGCACGGCAUUCGUUCCCAACCCGGCUAUCCCAGGUUAUGCAGACGUCGGCGCCUUCAAUCGUGCUUGCUCAACAGUCGGUGCUGUCCCAGGUCAAGACUUUGUCAACGGCGAUGCGUAUCUCAAUUCCGAGUACAAGUACUUCCACGCUCACAAGUGGCGCAACGUCGGUAUUCUCAUCGCUAUGACCAUCUUCAACCACAUCGUCUACAUCGUUGCGACCGAGUACAUUUCUGCCAAGAAGUCCAAGGGCGAAGUUCUUGUGUUCCGUCACGGCCACAUGCCUGCCAAGACCAAGUCCGACCCCGAGGCUUCAGCAUCCACGCCCACACCCCUCACCGAGAAGACCAACAACGAGAAUGCCAACAUUCAGGGUUCUACUAGUGUCUUCCACUGGAACAACGUCUGCUACGACAUCAAGAUCAAGAGCGAACCGCGCCGCAUUCUCGAUAACGUCGACGGUUGGGUGAAACCUGGAACACUGACUGCCCUCAUGGGUGUAUCCGGCGCUGGAAAGACGACUCUCCUCGACUGUCUCGCCGAUCGUAUCUCAAUGGGCGUUAUCACCGGUGAAAUGCUCGUCGAUGGAAAAAUCCGCGAUGAUUCCUUCCAGCGCAAGACAGGCUAUGUGCAACAACAAGAUCUCCACCUCGAAACAAGCACCGUUCGCGAAGCCCUUACUUUCUCCGCUCUUCUUCGUCAACCAGCCUCCACCCCACGAGCUGAGAAGAUUGCGUACGUUGAUGAAGUUAUCAAACUGCUCGACAUGCAAGACUACGCAGACGCAGUAGUCGGCGUCCUAGGCGAAGGUCUCAACGUGGAACAGCGCAAACGGUUGACAAUCGGCGUCGAACUAGCGGCCAAACCUCCCCUUCUUCUCUUCGUCGACGAACCCACUUCCGGCUUGGACAGUCAAACAUCAUGGGCCAUUCUCGACUUGCUUGAAAAGCUUUCCAAGGCAGGACAGUCUAUCUUGUGUACCAUCCAUCAACCCUCCGCGAUGCUCUUCCAGCGCUUUGACCGUCUUCUCUUCCUAGCCAAGGGCGGACGAACAAUUUACUUUGGCGACAUUGGUAAAAACUCCGAAACCCUUACGAAUUACUUUGAGAAGAACGGCAGUGAGCCUUGUCCCAAGGGUGAGAAUCCUGCUGAGUGGAUGUUGGAAGUCAUUGGUGCAGCACCUGGUUCGCACACUGAGAUCGACUGGCAUCAGACCUGGCGCGAGAGCCCAGAGUAUGCUGCCGUUCAAACCGAGCUUCAACGUCUCAAGGCCGAAGGUUCUUCCAACGCUGUGUCUCGCACCGACGAUCCUGAGUCUUAUCGUGAAUUUGCCGCACCGUUUGGUGAGCAGUUACGUAUUGCGACCACGCGUGUUUUCCAGCAGUAUUGGCGUACGCCUUCAUAUAUUUACUCCAAGGCAGCUUUGUGUAUUCAGGUUGGCUUGUUUAUCGGUCUUGUUUUUCUCAAUGCGCCCUUGACGUUGAGAGGAUUGCAGAAUCAGAUGUUUGCUAUUUUCCAGGUUCUUACGGUCUUUGGUCAACUCGUUCAGAUGCAGAUGCCUCACUUUGUUACUCAACGAUCCCUCUACGAAGUCCGCGAACGACCCUCCAAGACAUACUCCUGGAAAGUUUUCAUGCUCUCCCAAAUCAUGGCUGAAAUCCCCUGGAACUCGAUCAUGUCGGUCUUCAUGUUCGUCUGCAUCUACUACCCCGUCGGCUUCAACAAGAACGCCGCCCUCGCAGGCCAAGGAGCCGAGCGUGGAGGUCUGAUGUGGCUUCUCUUCUGGCAAUUCCUCGUCUUCACGUGUACCUUUGCGCAUGCCAUCAUCGCAGUCACCGACACGGCUGAAGCAGGCGGUAAUCUCGCAAACCUCUUUUUCAUGCUUUGCUUGUUCUUCUGCGGUGUUCUCGCGACACCAGACAACAUGCCUGGCUUUUGGAUCUUCAUGUAUCGCGUUUCGCCAUUCACGUAUCUCGUGUCUGCUAUUUUGAGCACUGGGCUGGCGAACGUGGAAGUUACUUGUGCAUCGAACGAGUAUACCGUCUUCGAUCCCCCGAGUAACUCUACCUGCGGUGAAUAUCUCAGCGACUACGUCAAGGCAGCUGGUGGCUACAUUCUCAACCCUGAUGCGACGAGCGACUGCAACUUUUGCACCAUCAAGGAUACGAAUGUCUAUCUCAAGGCAUUGAGCUCAAGUUAUGAUAAUCGUUGGAGGGACUUUGGUAUUGGAAUGGUGUAUAUCGUUGUCAACAUUGUUGGAGCGCUGUUUCUGUAUUGGCUUGUUCGUAUGCCUAAGAACAAGAACAAGAAGAAGCAGUAG